CAAUUUUUGUUUCUAUUAUUUAUUUUAAGUAUUUGUUAUUUUUUUUGAGUUUUAGAUAAGGAAUUUUAGAAAGUUAGUAAACAAAGGUUCCUUAUAAACAGUCACAAAAACUCUUUGAUUAUAUCUGCGAAAACAUCUAGAAAAUGUAAACAAGUUGAGAAAAAAAACUUUAUUAAUUUUAAAGAUAAGCACCACGCAAAAAAACGGAUUUUUUUUUAUCUAGGAUCCAAUAAAUAUUACUUUUUAUACAAAAAAAUAAGCUAUUUCUUGUUAAUACGUCUUCGACUUUCAAAUUUUCUAACCUUGAGGCAGGUUACCAUUUCUGUACACAAUCCACAUAAAUAAUUUAAUAUAUAUUUUUUGGGGCUAAAUUAGAGAGAUUAGAAGCUUUAAUAAUCAUGUCCAGAAGACCUAGAACCAGACAAAGCACAAGAAGGGUAUUCAUGGAAGGAGCAGACUCUAUUGGAGGAAACGCAGCGUUUCAGUUUGGCUUUAACAUGUUCCCGGACAUUCCCAGGCCCUUUAACGUUACGUACCACUGUUAUUCCGUGGCUAUGCUUCCAGGAAACGAACGACAAGAUGUAGAAAGAGGAGGAAAAAUUAUUAUGCCUCCCAGUGCUCUCGAACAACUAACAAGAUUAAAUAUUAACUAUCCGAUGCUGUUUAAGUUAACAAAUAAAACAACCAGCAGAGUUACGCAUUGUGGUGUAUUAGAGUUUGUAGCGGACGAAGGAAAAGUUUAUCUGCCAUUAUGGAUGAUGCACAAUAUGACACUGGAAGAAGGCGAUUUAGUACAAAUGGAAAGUGUCUCCUUACCCGUCGGGACAUUCUCGAAAUUCCAGCCUUUAUCUCCCGAGUUUUUAGACAUAACCAACCCCAAAGCAGUCUUGGAAAAUUGCCUAAGAUCAUUUGCUUGUUUAACCACUGGAGAUGUCAUUGCAGUUCAAUAUAAUCAAAAAGUAUAUGAGCUGUGUGUUUUAGAAACCAAACCGGGCGAUGCUAUCAGUAUUAUCGAGUGCGAUAUGAAUGUAGAAUUCGCAGCUCCCGUUGGUUAUAAAGAGCCUGAAAUUGAAAGGAAAAUUGAAGAUGAAGAGAUGGCAGUCGAUCCUUCAGAUUUAAUGCCUGAACCAUCGGGUUUUGUUGCUUUUAAAGGCGCAGGUAAUCGUCUGGACGGAAAAAAACGCAAGGAUUCUAUAACAACAGAUGCUGUGCCCAAAUCUACAUAUGUUCGAGGUAUACCGGACUACGAUUAUCAAAUUGGGACACUAAAGUUCAUUAGAAGAUCGGUUAAACAAAAAGGCAACGAUACCGAGGAUAAUAACGAAUUUAAAGCAUUUAGUGGAGCUGGCUUUAGCUUAAGAGGAAGGAAUUAAAAUUAUUCUUGAGUUACUUAUUGUACAUAUUUUUUUAAUAUUAAAGUACCUAUUGUAUCACUUUGAAAUUAAAAAACAAUGAAAAAAAUGUUUUUUUUAUAGAAAGAUAUUAAAAUAAUGAAU
Molecule: messenger RNA, 1496 nt
Organism: Sitophilus oryzae (rice weevil)
Lineage: Eukaryota; Metazoa; Arthropoda; Insecta; Coleoptera; Curculionidae
Gene: Ufd1-like
Product: ubiquitin recognition factor in ER-associated degradation protein 1
Exons: 6
Coding region: 399-1373 (324 amino acids)
Cellular component (GO): VCP-NPL4-UFD1 AAA ATPase complex
Molecular function (GO): polyubiquitin modification-dependent protein binding
Source: RefSeq, a predicted model, not a curated record